This is a messenger RNA of Aphis gossypii (cotton aphid), 653 nucleotides long. RefSeq lists its product as uncharacterized. The record is from RefSeq and is a predicted model, not a curated record. Bases 49 to 444 code for a protein of 131 amino acids. Lineage: Eukaryota; Metazoa; Arthropoda; Insecta; Hemiptera; Aphididae. The transcript is spliced from 2 exons.
UCUAAUUAUAAUAGAUUUGCUAAUUAACAUUUUUAAUUAUUUAAUAAAAUGAUUUAUCCACCAUCAUUUAAAUAUGAAAUUGUCAAAGAUGACAAUGUAAAUAUAAUUUUGAGAUGUGAUGUGAAAUCUAUGGAAGACAUCAGUGUGUGGGUUGCUGAGUUUGGUAAAGUAAAUUAUUUAAAUUGGAACGUUCGAACUAGUGUUCCAAAUGGGCAGCGAAUUGUGUAUUCAAAAAAGUUUGUUUGUCAACAUAGUGGAUUUCAGAAGCCUAGUAUAUCUGAAAAUCAAAAAGGCCUUUCGAAAAAUGCUGAAUGUCCAGCUAAUGUUAAGGCUGUUAUUAAACUGGACACAGUAUCUACAAGGAAGAAAGAUCCAUUUAUUAAGUUAUUUAUAAAUUCAAUUAAACUCAUAAUUAAUUUUUUUGUCUUUUUGUUUAGCUUGUGAAUUUGUCCAGAUCAUCUAUGGUAAUAUAUUAUUCUGAUACUAUUUUAAUUUUAAUUUUUGUAAUUAGUUUUUUUUUUGCAGACUCCAAAUAUGUGUUAAAUUUGUGAAAUAAAAAUGAAUUCUACAUUUUUACAGAUUGAUUGACAAGUCAUAGUAAAAUAAGGCCAUAAUAUUUCUAAGAUUUUAAAAUGUAAACAAUUUAUGUUAUG